Messenger RNA from Epinephelus moara (kelp grouper), 1050 nucleotides. RefSeq names its product GTPase IMAP family member 4-like. Gene Ontology annotation, molecular function: GTP binding. NCBI's taxonomy places the organism in Eukaryota, Metazoa, Chordata, Actinopteri, Perciformes, Serranidae. The coding region runs from base 1 to 1050 and encodes 349 amino acids. The transcript is spliced from 2 exons. The record is from RefSeq and is a predicted model, not a curated record.
AUGGCCUUCAGUGCUCUGAGGCGAAGUCAGAGGGAUGGCAGAGGCAAAGGCAAAAACACUACAAGGAGCGAGAACACAGAUAUUGAUCCCAAUGAAGAAAUCCGAAUGGUGCUGAUCGGAAAGACAGGAAAUGGGAAGAGUGAAUCGGGAAACAACAUCCUAAAUCGAAAGGCUUUUGCGUCAGUCCUCUCUCCGCAGUCUGUGACGUCAGAGUGUGAAAAGGCCAAAGGGAUGGUGGAUGGACGCAGGGUCGCAGUCAUCGACACACCUGGAAUAUACGACACAAAGUACAAAGAAGCCGAGGUGCUCGGGAAGCUGAAGGAGUGCAUCUCUUUCUCCGCUCCCGGCCCACACGUGUUCCUGAUUGUGGUCAAGUUGAGCAGAUUCACAGAGGAAGAACAGAAAACUGUUGAACUUCUGCAGCAGGUGUUUGGUGACAAAGCUGCAGACUACUCCAUGGUUCUCUUCACUCACGGUGACCGGCUGGGACAGACAAAAAUUGAAGACUUUUUUAGAAAAAGUCAUCAACUUAGCCAUUUGAUCAGAAAAUGUAACGGGCGGUAUCACGUCCUCAAUAACACACUGUCCGAUAACAGCCAGGGGCCUCAGCUGCUCGCAAAGAUAGUAAAGAUGAUCGGUGAAAAUGGAGGAACGUUUUACACAAAUGAAAUGUUCCAGGAGGCAGAAAAAGCGAUCCAAGAACAGCAACUAAAGAUUUUGAAGGCCAGUGCCGAGCAAAAACUCAGAGAAGAGGAAAAACUGAGGGCGAUGUUUGAAGGAGAGCACCUGCAGAAAGAGUUGAAUAAUCUCAAUAAUGAGUACAAACGAAAAUCAAGAGAAAAGGCAGAGAGGAAAAACAAAUUCAUUCACACUGGUCUGGUCAUAACAACUGCUGAAGUGGGUAUGGCAAUCGGUGCUGGGGCAGCAGCUGUUGGAGGUCCAAUUUGCAUCGCCGUCGGAGCAGCGGUGGGCGGAGCAGUCGGGGCUGUAGUGGGAGUCUUAGCACCAGCAGCAGUGAUAGCUCUGAAAAAUAAAUGCUCUGUGCAAUAA